AUGAAAAAAAUAGAGGCAUAUGAUAUGACAAUAAUUGGAUCUAGAAAUAAAAUAAAUUAUAUUUCUUUUGAUGUUACUAUUUGUUAUUUUGUCAAUGUUAAUGAAAAUAAAAUUAUCAGUGGUAAGUAUUGUAAGGUGUGUAUAAAAAGUAAAGAAGAAUUUCUGAAUACAUUAAAGAUUUUUGUUACAACAAAUCUUUAUAGACUUCUUAUCAAAGAGUGUUGUAAUUUUAAUAUUUUUGACAUGCUAUGUGAUUCUUUUAAAUCAAAAUCAAAUAUUAAAUUAUUAUUUAUUUACAAACUUGAAGAUAAAGAUAUCAAAUUUUUUGAAUCAUUUAUGAAACGAUUAGCUAAAGUAAAAAUACUAGAAAUUCUUAAAAUCUCCACUUUAAAAAAAGUAGAAAAAUCACUUCCAUCUAUAAAUUUAUCAACAACAACAUUUGAAAGUGUCAACUUUUCAGAAAGUAAAAACACAAAAUUUUUAAACUUAAAAUUUAUAGUAGAACUUUCUAAAAACAAUCCAAGAUUAAGAAAUUUUUUAUUUUCCUCCAAAAAUGAUCAUUUUUUGGAGACAACUCUUAUAUGGUUUUUCUUUAAACAACAAUUAGACAAUACUAAAAUAUGUAAUCACAAUGAUAUUAGUCUUUCAUUAUAUAAUACACCAAAUAAUAAGAACAAAUUAAUUAAUACUCUUAAUAGUAUUGUUUUUCGCCUUCCUGGAAUUAUUGAAUAUCAAAUGUAUUUUACUUCAAAAGGUAAUUUAAAAUAUAAAAUAACAAAAAAUUGUACAAUAUGUAAUACAUCACUUAUUAAUAUGAAUGUUACAUUAAUUUGUAAUAGAAAAAUAUUAAGUAAAUUUUAA
Molecule: messenger RNA, 861 nt
Organism: Strongyloides ratti
Lineage: Eukaryota; Metazoa; Nematoda; Chromadorea; Rhabditida; Strongyloididae
Exons: 2
Coding region: 1-861 (286 amino acids)
Source: RefSeq, a predicted model, not a curated record